AUGGGAAACGUUGUCACCAUUGGCCGUGAACAAGUGUUUGUAGAGCGCAAGUUGGGGUCGGGAGGGUUCUCACAAGUAUACUUUGCAAAGUCUCAAGAGACGAAUCGCGAGUAUGCAAUGAAAGUGAUGUUCUAUGCCGACCAAACUGAUUUACAAAGAAUCAAGAAGGAGAUCGAAGUACACAAAUUAUUAACUAAAAAUGAAUACGUCGUUCCCCUUAUUGAGAGUUGUAUAUUUCAAGAACCCGAGCGAAAGGUCGUCAUGUUAUUAGAUUAUUGCCCGGUCUCUACCAUAAAUGUCUUGGAAAGAUCAUACCCACAUCCUAUCAAAGAAGACGCAGUUCUUCGGAUAUUUUAUCAAGUGUGUCACGCUGUUGCGUACAUGCAUUCACAGAAUCCGCCUUUGUGCCACAGAGAUUUGAAAGUUGAAAACGUGUUGUUUAAAAACAAAAAGUUUUUGUUAACGGACUUUGGGAGUGUUGUACCAGAAAGCGCUUUCUAUAACAGAAAGAGAGGAGACUGCCCAGGUAUUGACGAGAAUAUCCAAAAAUACACAACACUGGCUUACAGAGCGCCUGAGAUGAUUAAUUUGUACGAUUACAAACCAAUUGGACGGAAAGCGGAUGUGUGGGCGUUGGGGUGUGUCUUAUUCAAAUUGUGUUACUUCGACACCCCAUUUGAAGAGUCACCAAUGAAAAUUCAGUUCUGUAAAUACUCUGUGCCAAACGCAAAUUUCAGCGAGAAGGUGACGCAGUUUUUCACAAAAAUCUUUGUGGUCGACCCUGCUGAGCGUAUCUCGGUGUUCCAGAUCAUGGACAUUCUCGCGAAAGAACUUAACUUACCAAAUCCUUACGCCAAUUUGGUCGGUCAGAAGGACCAAGUCGCUGAAGUCACAGACGACGUCUUAAAACCAGUUCCUGCGCAAAUUAAAAGUGCGGAACCAAUGCAAUCGAAGUCUGCUGGACUCUUUUGGGAUAACGUCAAAGAUGUGCCGACACAGGCCGACGACACAUUGAAGGCCCCGAUCAAGCAACACAUUACUGGCGAAAAGAAAGAGAUGCGAACAACAUCGGAACCACCUUCUAAAAACUUACUCGAAAUUGGCGUCGAAGCACCAAAGGCAAAAACGCCUUUGACAACAUCCACUGAUCUCUUUAAUUUUCAAGAACCUUUAAAAGAAAGCAAAUCGCCACAAAACUCCAAUAUGACGAAUUCUAUGGACUUGUUCUCGUUUGAGGACACAACACGCAAAAGUGUCAUAACAGAGAAGAAAAACACAAUAAUCGAUUUUGGAACACCAAGCAGAAACCAUGUCGUCAUAUCGUCGUCACCACAACCCCAAAAGACAACUCAACAGAACAAAAUUGGCGAGGUCAAAAGCGCAAGUGUGUCCCCAGCAUUGUUUGAUUUUUCUGGGGAGUUCCACACCGGUGAAGCUCCGAAAGCAUCGACAAAGUCAACAUCGAAGUCAUCGAAUGACACCGGUGACUUGUUCUCGAAACUCGACUUUUCUAAACAAAGAAAAACCCCACCUGUCGCCUCACAAGAAACUUUCUGGAGCACCCCAAAUCAGUCGUUUGAUUUUCAAGGAAAAUGGUAA
Molecule: messenger RNA, 1599 nt
Organism: Entamoeba invadens IP1
Lineage: Eukaryota; Evosea; Mastigamoebida; Endamoebidae
Product: AP2-associated protein kinase, putative
Exons: 2
Coding region: 1-1599 (532 amino acids)
Biological process (GO): protein phosphorylation
Cellular component (GO): cytoplasm
Molecular function (GO): ATP binding; protein serine/threonine kinase activity
Source: RefSeq, a predicted model, not a curated record